Trichoderma gamsii is the source of this 1671-nucleotide messenger RNA. RefSeq lists its product as hypothetical. Lineage: Eukaryota; Fungi; Ascomycota; Sordariomycetes; Hypocreales; Hypocreaceae. The coding region runs from base 1 to 1671 and encodes 556 amino acids. The record is from RefSeq and is a predicted model, not a curated record. The transcript has 3 exons. Gene Ontology annotation, biological process: protein import into nucleus; ribosomal large subunit biogenesis.
AUGGGCAAAUCAAAGAAAUCCAGAGCCGGUCACCGCAGCGAUCCCGUUGCCAAAACCGUCAAGCCUCCUUCAGAUCCUGAAUUGGCCGCCCUCAGAGAGAGCAAGAUUCUCCCCAUCAUCAACAACCUCAAAAGCGCCGACCCAAAGUCUCGUUCUACGGCCGCGUCUGUCAUUUCCAGCAUCAUCCAGGACACCAAGUGCCGCAAAUUGCUGCUCCGAGAGCAGAUCGUCUACACGGUUCUCACACAGACUCUGACAGACGCCGCGCUUGAGAGCCGAGCCGCUGGAUGGGGGAUCUUGCAGGUGCUUGCUCAGGAGGAAGAGGCCGACUUUUGCGUUCAUCUCUACCGACAGGAUGUGCUGACGGCCAUUGAAUUCGCUUCAAAACUGAUACAAGAUAAGGUUCUCUCAAAAGAGGCUCCCUUUGCAAAACUACCCAAAGCGGAAAAGGGCUUUAUUUCAAGCAUUGCGGCGUCUCUCGUCUCACUACUAAUGGCCCUGGCUGAGGCGGAAGAAGAGAUUCUGGAAUCAAUCUCCAAUAACAACCCCAUCACUAGCCUACUCUUCUCGCUCAUCACAUAUACCUCUCAGGACGAUGAAGACCCUAUAUCAGCCAUCCGUGGAGACGCCAUGGCUUGUCUUAUGGUUUUAACCGAGGACAACACGAACCUAGCAAAAUACAUCACAAGCACACCCGGCAGCAUCGCUUGCUACGAGACACUGGUAUCCCUAAAGGACGAGGUCAGCGGCGAUGGCGUCUUGGCCUGCACCGUCCUUCACAACAUUUACGCCUCUCUUCUCGAAGUGAAGAACCUAUCGCCAAAGAUCGAUGUGGCUGACGACGCAGAUCUGAUCUCAACGCUCACCAAGGCCAUGGCUGGCUUUGUUCCCGGCCAGAGCGAGGCCAACGGCAGCGGCUGCCUCCAACCAACCGACGACCUCUCCCUCAAGAUCCAAGGCCACGCCCUCUCCGCCCUCAACAACAUCGCCUGGUCUGUCUCACUUAUCGACUUCUCCGAAGACUCCAACAAUGAUGUGCUCGGCGCCUGGACCCCCGUCGCCCGCGCCCUCUGGCAGCAAGUCGUCUCCCCCAUCCUCGCCUCCGACACCGCCGACGUCGAUCUCGCCACGCAAGUCACCAGCAUCGCCUGGGCCGUUGCCCGCGCCCUUCAUGGCGAGACGCCCCUCCAGCCCAACGAGCACCGCAAGUUUGUGUCCCUCUACCAGGCCACCAAGGGAGCGCCUGCGCUGCAGGACCCCGAGGAUCCCUUCCAGGCGCUUGGCGUCAAGUGCGUCGGUGUCCUUGGUCAGCUGGCGCUGAAUCCAGCGCCCGUGGACCUUAACCGCGAGAUCGGAACUUUCCUAGUUACUCUUGUUGCGGGCCUUCCUGGAACUCCUACUGCGGAUGCUGUUGAGGCGUUCAAUCAGGUUUUUGACAUUUACGGAAACGAGGAGUAUGCGUAUGAUGCAGAAGUUUUCUGGAGGAGCGACUUCUUGAAGCAUCUUGAAGGAACAAUGUCGAAGGCAAAGGCGAUGGCCAAGAGCGUCAAUAAGAGCCAGCAACCAGAGCUGAGAGACAGGGCAGACGAAGUUGUCAUGAACUUGACGAGAUUCUUGUCAUAUAAGAAGAAGCACAAGCCGGUGCAAAUGACAGUAAGAGAGAGGAGUUAA